Molecule: messenger RNA, 472 nt
Organism: Paramecium sonneborni
Lineage: Eukaryota; Ciliophora; Oligohymenophorea; Peniculida; Parameciidae
Source: the annotation of a GenBank genome assembly
UAUAAUAAUAAAAAUGGAGAAGAGAUUUUACAAAACUUGUUCAAAACAUGCUUAUUAUUAAUAUAUUAAUAGAUUUGAUCCAAAAUUAUUGGCUACAUAUUAGACUGGAUAUUAUCAUGGACUAGGAAGAUAGUAAAUUUAAUAUUAAAAAUAAAAGGGGAUUAUUCAAAACAUUAGUAUUGAGAUAAGCAGGUGAUAGCAUUGGAAUGGAAGAGGAUCACAGUUAUACAUAUAAAAUGCAUGUGAUUGCUAUGAAUUUAAUGUAUAGAAGUGGUUGGGUGUUAUUUGCUUACAUUAUAAUAUGGAAUACAUUUUUAUUAGGAGAUCCUUGUUAAGUAUUUAAAUAAUAUUUAAUACAUAAUAGGUAUUUAAUACAUCAUAUUGGGAUUUGGCUUGUAAACCAUCAGGAGAUAUGGAUUAUAAUACAAGAUAUGAAAUGUUGUAUGUUUAAGACAGAGUGUUAAGAUUCUGA